This is a messenger RNA of Plenodomus lingam JN3, 231 nucleotides long. RefSeq lists its product as uncharacterized. Lineage: Eukaryota; Fungi; Ascomycota; Dothideomycetes; Pleosporales; Leptosphaeriaceae. The record is from RefSeq and is a predicted model, not a curated record.
AUGCGACCCAGACUCAUCGCUAUACUCGACAGUGUCUCGACCGAGGUAGACACGCAAUGCAGCAUCUGUCUCGAGCCGCAACGGAGCAUGCGUCGUCUUGAAGUCUGUGGCCACAUGUUCUGCGCAGACUGCCUGAUGGCGCAAAUGAAAAGCAAGAUGGUCAGACGUUAUGAUUGCGCGUUGUGUCGCAGGAGUCUUCUUGCUUUUCGCCGUCCGGGUGCUUUGUGGUAG